This is a messenger RNA of Vitis vinifera (wine grape), 1470 nucleotides long. RefSeq lists its product as uncharacterized. NCBI's taxonomy places the organism in Eukaryota, Viridiplantae, Streptophyta, Magnoliopsida, Vitales, Vitaceae. The transcript has 5 exons. The record is from RefSeq and is a predicted model, not a curated record. Bases 574 to 1275 code for a protein of 233 amino acids.
CAUACACAGUUUGAACUGGGUACAUUUUUGUAGGGCCAUUCCACAUUCAGAUUGAUUUCACAUGGGCAAUCAACGGCCAUGAUCAUCAUCCCUUAUCCUCCCCCAUAUUAAAAAUUAGAGCUCUCCUACACUGUUGGAUUCAAGAUCCUGUGGUCAGUCACAGUUUUGGACUAGUUAAGAGGUACCCACUUAACGUACGGUUGAGAUCAAACUGUCGGCGGGCCAGGCUAAGCUGUUAUAUUUGUUGAUUGUCUGGAGCAUUGUAAGGUCCUGUGAUCCUGAACUAACUGUAUAAAAUAUGUAGUAUAUAGUACUGAUGAAGAACGUGAGGGAGGGUCUUUCUCUAUCAAACAAAGGUUUGGUUGAAGCUGAGAUGUAGGAGGAGCUAUUUCCUAGCUUUUUCUCCCAGUGUUCCUUUUUUUUUUUCUUCCCACUUCUUCUCCAAAUCAACGCAAAGUUGUGAUCUCCCUCGGGUCAUCAGACUCUUACAGGUAUCGAGUGAUGUGAGCUGGUUUUUUCCUUUUCCUGACUGAAAAGGGGGGUCUCGGGAAAUUGAGGAAGAAUUCAGAUUUUAUGGUAAAAGUUUCUCUUGGAAUAGGACCAUUUCCGAGAACUGUGCAGGGGGUGGGUAGAGUUUCAAUGGAGAAGCUUCUCAAUCCAUACGAUAGGGAGUACAUGAAGAUGGCUAUGUUAAAGCAUGAACAAACAUUCAAAGAGCAGGUACAUGAACUUCAUCGUCUGUACCACAGGCAGAAGAAACUAAUGAAAAACAUUGAAGUCAGUGGGUCUAAUGGACAGAGCCAAGAGAGGUUGAACUCGAAUGAUAUUAGUAUGAAUCAGAUCAACCACCAAGAAAAGCCACGGAUGAAGCUUGACUUGGAACAGCCUGCAGAAGAGUACAAUGCGGAAUUGGAUGGCGAUGGAGUGCUAGAAAUUGUGGAUGAGAGCAAGUUAGAGCUGACACUGGGGCCAGUGAGUUACAGCCGGAGGAAGAAAGCUGAGACACCACUAACUUCAGAUUCUGGACCAAGCUUUUCUUCUUCUUCCACUGGAUCCAGCCAUAUGAAGAGGACAAAUUCAAGGACACCUAAGAGGAUAGAUACAACAAAAGAGGAAUCAAACGGCCAUGACUGGGGGCUCUUUAAUGUACCUGACAUGAAGCCGGGUUUCCAAAGUGGACGAAAAAACGGUUUUCAUGUGGAUGAACAACUAAGACAAGAGAGACUAAAUCAGCCUCCUUGGAUAGUCCAAGUUUUGAGUCUGAACAUGACUUGAAAAAUCUUCUUGAGUUGGUAUGAUAAGAUUUUAGACUUUUCCCCAUGGAUAAAUUCUAUGAUUGAUCAAUGUUUGUGUGGAAUUUUCUUUCUAGUUUCUGUUGUAAUGGGUGAUGGAGUCUUGUGUAGAUAUUAUCAUUUCCAUGGCUUACCCAAUCCCAUUACAAAUUUACAAAGUGAUCUAAUAUUCCAUUAA